This is a messenger RNA of Centropristis striata (black sea bass), 1858 nucleotides long. RefSeq names its product NIMA-related kinase 11 (gene nek11). The transcript has 17 exons. Bases 57 to 1730 code for a protein of 557 amino acids. Lineage: Eukaryota; Metazoa; Chordata; Actinopteri; Perciformes; Serranidae. Gene Ontology annotation, molecular function: ATP binding; protein kinase activity. The record is from RefSeq and is a predicted model, not a curated record. Gene Ontology annotation, biological process: protein phosphorylation.
AAACUGGAUCAAACACGGAAGUCUUCCCUGCUGUCUGCUGCAGGUGAGUCGACAGGAUGCCCAGGUAUCAGGAGGUGGAGUCGGCCCAGGCCCCGCCCCCUGGUGGCGGUGGCGUCCUGGUUGCUAAGCGAUACAGCAUCCUGCAGGCUCUGGGCCGGGGGAGCUUUGGUUCAGUUUAUCUGGUUCAGGACACCAAAGCUUCAGACGGAGAGCAGCUGAAGGUGCUGAAGCAGGUCCCGGUAGGUGACCUGCGUCCUGACGAGACAGUUAGAGCGGUGCAGGAGGCCCAGCUGCUGUCCAGCCUGCAGCACCCGGCCAUCCUCUCCUUCCACCUCUCCUUCCUGGAGGGAGACGCCUUCUGCAUCCUCACUGAGUUCUGCCAGGACGGGGACCUGGACUGUAGGCUGGAGGAGGUGCGUCGGGGUGGGCGGAGCCUCCCUGAGGAGCAGGUCGUUGAUUGGCUGAUCCAGCUGCUGCUCGGCCUCCACUACAUGCACCAGAGGAGAAUCCUCCACAGAGACCUGAAGGCCAAGAACGUGUUCCUGAAGAGGAACCUGGUGAAGAUAGGUGACCUGGGCGUGUCCUGCCUCCUGAUUGGAUCAUGUGACCUGGCCUCCACCUUCACAGGGACGCCGUUCUACAUGAGCCCCGAAAUACUGAAACAGCAGAGAUACGACUACAAGUCUGAUAUCUGGGCUCUGGGCUGCCUCCUCUACCAGAUGUGUUCCCUGAGUCAUGCCUUCCAGGCUCCCAGCUUCCUGUCUGUGGUGAAGAGGAUCGUGGAGGGAACGGCGCCCACGCUGCCCCGCAGAUACUCCCAGGAGCUGGACGCUGUCCUGCAGAGGAUGCUGCAGAAAGAACCAGCCAGCAGAGCGUCGGCUGCAGAACUCCUCAAGACCCAGUUCAUGGAGCGCAACAUGAAGGAGAUGAAGGAGCGCUUCACCUCGUCAGGAGGAGAGAAGGAGGCUCAACUCCUCGCCAAGAACAUGCAGACGAAGGUUCACCUGCAGACGCUGAUGGAGAGGUCAGAGGUCGACAAGAUGACGCCACGAGAGAGAAUGAGGCUCCGCAAACUGGAAGCUGCUGACGAGAAGGCAAAGAGACUCAGGAAAGUGGUGGAGGAGAAAUACGAGGAGCUCCACAGGAGAGACGUGAGGAGGAGACAGGAGCAGGAGAGCAGAGAGGGCGGAGCCUGUCAGCCUCAGCCAAUCCAGAAGCAGCAGGACGGCGAGGCGUCAGAGGAGCUGCAUGACAUCCCAGAGGAUCCUCAGGCUGCAGAUGUUUAUUACAACCAGGACGGAUUUGAUUCAUGUUCAGAGGACGAAGAGACACUUUACCUGUCGGAUCCUCAGAUCAACGACCUGGAGGCCAUGAUGAAGCACAUGCAGAAAGUUCUGGACGAGGAGCUGAGCGCAGGAGAGCCGGAGCAGCCCGAGGCCCCCGAGGCCCCGCGGGGCCCCCAGGGGCCCCCGGUGAUCAACAGCAGCCUGCUGCAGACCAGGAUCCAGCUGCUGAGAGAGUCCGUCUGCAGCCGUCUGGGCCCGGACGUCUUCCAGCAGCUGUAUGAGGAGCUGAAGGAGGUGCGGCGGCGUGACGGCGACGCCGCGGAGACGCUGAAGAACUGGGAGGACAAACCUGAGGAGGGCUUCCAGGUGGACCAGCUGCUGUUCUACGAGGAGGAGCUGCAGAGAGUGAGACAGCUGCAGGAGGACAGACAGGCUCCUGUCUGACAGCAGAGACACAGGGACGUUUGGUACCAGAUCAGUGUUGGUGCCCCGUGUGAGGCCAAAGGUCAGCACGUGAUUCUGACAUCUCUUAACUUCCUGCAUCAGGUUUUUACUGAACUAUGUCACUUCCU